Molecule: messenger RNA, 1031 nt
Organism: Pistacia vera
Lineage: Eukaryota; Viridiplantae; Streptophyta; Magnoliopsida; Sapindales; Anacardiaceae
Product: lysine-rich arabinogalactan protein 19
Exons: 2
Coding region: 28-855 (275 amino acids)
Cellular component (GO): plasma membrane
Source: RefSeq, a predicted model, not a curated record
CUUCCCUACAAUUGCCAUCUCAACAAAAUGGCUUCAAUGUUUUGUGCUCUAAUUCUAAUUUGCCUCGGCUUUUCAAUAGCCACUACCAAUGCACAAACACCAGCAGCCUCUCCUACUUUGCCAACCACUACACCUCCACCAUCCACUACUGCUCCUCCGCCUACUACAACUGCCCCUCCACCUUCAACUGCACCUCCGCCUACUACAAAACCAACAGCACCAACACAGCCACCAGUAACUGCAGCAACUCCUAUAUCACCACCAUCUCCUAAAGUUGCACCAGCUACAACCCCAUCAGUUCCACCACCACUACCCCCGCAAAGUCCUCCAAUCGCAACUCCAGUACAACCACCACCACUGCCUCCACCACCGGCCACACCUCCACCUGCUUUACCACCAGCACCAGCCACACCUCCACCUGCUUUACCACCACCACAGGUAUCACCGACUCCAGUCCAAGCACCAACAGCACCAUCACCUGCAAAAAAGACACCAGCACCAGCACCAGCAAAGGAAACACCAGCACCUGCACCUGCGAAGCCACCACCAACACCAGCACCAGCACCAAUUACCCAACCACCAACCCCUGCACCUGCUCCACACCACCACAAAAGGAGGAAGCACAAGCACAAGCAUCAUCAUCAUGCACCAGCUCCAGCACCAACUGUUCUAAAAAGCCCCCCUGCACCACCUACAGUACCAGACUCAGAGGACACAACAACACCAGCACCAUCACCUUCCCUGAAUUUGAAUGGAGCACAUGCACAGCACCAGCAAGGAGGAAAAUCUGGAGUGUGGACAAGUACAGGAUUAGCAAUUGCCAUCCUGCUGGCUAUCACAGGAUACAAUUUCUAGCAAUCUUUUAGAAAAAAAAUGCUAUUCUUGCAUGUGAUGACUGUUUUCAUAUGUACAAUCAUUUAAGAAAUUUAUAGAAGUAGGAACAAAUAAAGCAACAGAUGAAGGAACAGCAAACUGUUGACAUUUUUGUAUUUUUUUCCAUUUCAUUUAUAAGAAUACUUUAUUUUAUCUUU